Messenger RNA from Grammomys surdaster, 1572 nucleotides. Its product is annotated as H-2 class I histocompatibility antigen, D-37 alpha chain-like. Bases 47 to 1072 code for a protein of 341 amino acids. The record is from RefSeq and is a predicted model, not a curated record. The transcript is spliced from 8 exons. Gene Ontology annotation, cellular component: external side of plasma membrane. Gene Ontology annotation, molecular function: signaling receptor binding; peptide antigen binding. Gene Ontology annotation, biological process: antigen processing and presentation of endogenous peptide antigen via MHC class I via ER pathway, TAP-independent; antigen processing and presentation of endogenous peptide antigen via MHC class Ib; positive regulation of T cell mediated cytotoxicity. Lineage: Eukaryota; Metazoa; Chordata; Mammalia; Rodentia; Muridae.
GAACACAAUCCACAUUCAGGCUCCUCACAGACCCCGGGGUGUGAGGAUGUCACUACGUUUAGCCUCCUUGCUCCUACUGCUGGCCAGGGUCCUGACCCAGAGAGGUUCACACUCGCUGCGGUAUUUCUACACCGCCGUGUCCCGGCCCGGCCUCGGGGAGCCCCGGUUCAUAAUCGUCGGCUACGUGGACGACACGCAGUUCGUGAGCUUUGACAGCGACGCGGAGAAUCCGAGGGUGGAGCCACGCGCGCCGUGGAUGGAGCAGGAGGGGCCGGAGUAUUGGGAGGGGGAGACUGGGAAAGCCAGGAACAUGGGGAGGUACUUCAAAGUGAACCUGAGGACCUUGCUCCACUACUACAACCAGAGUGACCACGAGCCUCACACGCUGCAGUGGAUGUAUGGCUGCGAUAUGGGGCCUGAUGGUCGCCUGCUCCGCGGGUAUUGUCAGGAGGCCUAUGAUGGCCGGGAUUACAUCGCCCUGAACGAGGACCUGCGCUCCUGGACCGCGACUGACUUUGCCUCACAGAUCUCUAAGAGCAAGUCAGAGAAGGUCGAUGAGGCCCACCACCAGAGGGCAUACCUGCAAGGUUCUUGUGUGAAGUGGCUCCAGACAUACCUAGAGCUGGGAAAGGAGAAGCUGCUGCGCUCAGAUCCUCCAAAGACACGUGUGACCCAUCAUCCCAGAUCUGAAGGUGAUGUCACCCUGAGGUGCUGGGCCCUGGACUUCUACCCUGCUGACAUCACCCUGACCUGGCAAUUGAAUGGGGAGGACCUGACCCAGGACAUGGAGCUUGUGGUGACCAGGCCUUCAGGGGAUGGAACCUUCCAGAAGUGGGCAUCUGUGGUGGUGCCUCUUGGGAAGGAGCAGAGAUACACAUGCCAUGUGCAACAUGAGGGGCUGUCUCAGCCCCUCAUCCUGAGAUGGGAGCCUGCUCCACCCACUGACUCCAACAUGGUGAUCAUUGCUGUUCUGGGUGUCCUUGGUGCUGUGGCCAUCAUUGGAGCUGUGGUGGCUUUUGUGGUGAAGAGGAGGAGAAACACAGGUGAAAAAAGAAGCUAUGCUCAUGUUUAAGGCUGCAAAGCUUUCCUGAUCACUGACUGCCCUCAGAAGGCAUGAAAAGACUUGGCAGUGGAAGCAGCUUACAUCUCUCGGCAGUCUGCUCCUGCCGUUUUUUCUUUGGCUUCCUUCAUUCUCUUGGCCCAACACUUAGCUCUGCAGCCUCUCCUUGGUCCCCAUAGCACAUCCUCUCUACAGAACAGCACAUCGGGUGUUGUGUUGCAGGACUCGUGGAGUAACAAGAUGACAGAUCUCCAGGGCUUUGGUUCUGUACCUCUUACCUUCUUUGCUUACUUACUGACAAUGUGCUGGCCGACACCCCCAGCUUCCUUAGGAAGACUAAAAAGCCUUCAGAUUCUGCAGUUCAUUUGGGCCCCAACCGCUGAGGCACAGUACUGUCUGUCAGCCCAGGAAUCUCCUUUUCUCCUUUGCUUAUGAUAACCAAGCUGAGGACUCAGACUGGCAUCCAUAAUCCGUCUGCGGACAGACUCGGGCACCUCUCACCAGCUUUCCUU